AUGUUGAGGCGUGGAGGAGCUCCGCUGCUGCGCGGGCGCUCGACGCGCGCCAUGUCGCUGCUGGGCUCGAUCUUCGGCAUCGGCGAGUUCGAGGGCGCGCGCAACACGGCGCUGAGCCGCAGCACGAGCAAGCAGCAGGCGUACGACCUGGCGCUGCUGGACUACGUGAGCAUGAACUCGCACCCCAAGUUUAUGCUGCAGCAGGUGAUCGCGGACGACGCGCCGUUUCUAAUGGGCCACGUGCUGGUGGGCGCCAGCCAGUGCCUCGCCCCGCUGAUGCAUCAGGACGCUCUGGACGCGGCUUCCAGACUGCAAGUGGCUACGAAACUGGCCCAGGAAGGAGAGACCACGACAAGCGAGAAGAUGCACGUGCUGGCGCUGGACGCGAUGGUGCACGGCCGUCACCACGAAGCUGCGUGGGUGUACGAGACCAUCCUGCAGCAGGACCAUUCGGACCUUCUGGCGCUGCGUUGCUGCUAUGAUAUCUACCGGUUUCUAGGAGACCACAAGAACAUGCUGGCUACGGUGACGCGCCGUCUGCCGUCGUGGUCUCCGAACGACACUGGGUACAGCCACUUGCUGGGCAUGCAAGCGUACGGAAUGCAAGCUGCGGGACGACUGGAUGCUGCGGAAGCUCUGGCGGAGAAGACGCUGUCAAUGAACGGCAAUGAUCGUUGGGCAUUGCACACUAUGCUGCACGUCCUGGAAGCGCGCGGUAAUGCCAACCAUGGAGCAAGCUACGCGAACCAGUUUAAGGCGGGUUUUGACAAUGGCGGUCCGCUGGAGCGCCAUUUGUACUUCCAGUGGGCGCUGUACAUGCUGGAUCUUGGUCACUACGAUCGCAUCGACAAGAUGCUGGAAGUCAACAUUAUCCCGUACCAACCGGACGGCGCUCCUCAUGCGGUGCCUACACUCUGCGAUGCUACUCAACUGUAUUGGAGAAUGCGCUUUGCCGGCCAUGACACAGCGGAGUUGGGCGAGCAACUUUUCCAGAAUUGGUCUGCCAUCUCACCGUCCCCGAGUGAAAAUGACACCGUGAAAGCACGUCUUCACCCUCUCGCAAGAGCGCGUUUCAAAGAUGCAACUCAAGCGCUGCUGCCGGUGCGAGGAAAGCUUGGUCUUCUUGGCGGCACUGACGUGGACCAAGACGUGGUGGAGCAACUGCUUAUCGAGUGGCUACGAUAUAAGUCGUCCUGCUUGCUAACACCUCACUCGCUGAUGCUGUAUAGUGCUAGUAAAUGUAAUGAUCUGCGACUGGCGAAGCUCCUUCUCAACGAACGUCUGAGUGCGAGACCACAAAGUGCGCAGUGCUGGAACACCUUCUCGCGCGUGUCGGCGGCGAUGGGAGAUGCGUCCGCCGUUCGCGACGCACAGGGUAUGAGCUACGUACUGGGCGACCCCACCUACGCACUCUCUCUAACGCCAUGCCCCAUAUCUUCCGUUUUACUUCGCAGUGAGGCUUCGCUCCAGCUGGAAGAUGUUCUCUACGCCAUCAAGAACAACAUUGACCGCAGCAAGAUGACGACGUCCGUGGUGACGCUGGAGGCGUUGGAGAGCGCGUUGGACACGCUGCUGGCUGUCUCCGCUGAGAACGACUACGAGCAGAUCCAAGUGUUCGGCGCCUUCGACACGCCGAGGCUGCACUUCAACACGCACAACAAUUCCUACGAGCUGAAGGCGGACGCCCACCGGCGUCUUCAUGCCGGCCCGGAGUCCAGGAUUCAGCUGCUGAGGAACCGAUUCAUGUCGGUGGACCUCCGUGUCAAGCGCAAUCGACUCUUCGCGCCGCCCUCGGUUGCUGUGGCGAACACCACGGAGUACAUGGAGUUGUCGAGGAUCGAGUCGCUGUUGGGUGUGAGCGGAGUGCGCCGCGUGAUUGGCAUGCUGGGCCAGGACGAGCGCAAGCGGUUUUACCUGGAAGACUUCACCUCGCGAAUCAUUGUGGACCUUACGAAUGCCGCGUACACCGAUGGACUCUUCACGAUCAACUGUGUAGUUUUGGUGGAAGGUGAAGUCAUCGACGACGUGCUCCACGUUCAGUCUAUGGGUUUCCCGCCCCCAGAGACGAAGGAGGCGUCCUUGGAAGUUCUCGGUGGUAUCGAUCCGCUUGGUGUGGAGGUGUCUGCCCAACAACGCGAACAGAUUCGAGAGUUAGAAGCCAGCGACCAUCACGCCACGUUCAUCGUGCUGUCGGCCGUUUAUUUGGAUGAUCCUCAGGUCAUGAGCAAGCUGGACGAACUGUUUCAGGGUCUCGAAAGUGUUCAGCCGACGCUCUUCAUCCUCAUGGGCGAUUUCAUGUCAACUUCUAUCGGAGGAGGUGCCGGGUCCAACUCGCUUCAAGACCUGCGCGAGUACUUGGAGGAACUGGGAAACCUCAUCUUGAAGUACCCUGGGAUCGCCGAGAACUCGCGGUUCGUAUUAGUUCCAGGGCCGAACGACCCCGGUUCAUCUCGUGCCUUCCCGCGCCACCCGCUUCCCGAUCUGUGUACACGUGAGCUCAUUCGAAAAGUGCCAAACGUCACGUGCAGCACCAACCCAUGCCGAAUCCGCUACUACACACAAGACAUCGUGAUCUUCCGUGACGACCUCCAGCAGAAAAUGCAGCGGCAUGCCAUUCUUACUCCAAUGCCGAGCGAGCAGGAGGAAGCCGUCAUGGACGAAAGCGGCGAGCCAGCGCAGUCGGUCUCUCAAACCGACAUCUCCAAGCAUUUGGCCAAGACGCUCAUCGACCAAGCGCACUUGUGCCCGCUGCCGCUGAUGGCGAAUCCCAUCAACUGGGACUUCGACUCCUCGCUGCAGCUCUUCCCGGUCCCUGACGUGCUGAUCCUCGGCGACUCGACCGAGCAGUACCAGCUCGGCUACUCGUCCGUCGGCGUCUUCCACCCAGGCCCGUUCCACGCAGACUUCUCCUUUGUGUUCUACCGCCCAAGCACCAACACUACCGAGUUCAGCCGUGUUGAAUAA
Molecule: messenger RNA, 2964 nt
Organism: Phytophthora sojae
Lineage: Eukaryota; Oomycota; Peronosporomycetes; Peronosporales; Peronosporaceae
Exons: 14
Coding region: 1-2964 (987 amino acids)
Biological process (GO): DNA-templated DNA replication; error-prone translesion synthesis
Cellular component (GO): epsilon DNA polymerase complex
Molecular function (GO): protein binding; DNA binding
Source: RefSeq, a predicted model, not a curated record